Molecule: messenger RNA, 3510 nt
Organism: Aphidius gifuensis
Lineage: Eukaryota; Metazoa; Arthropoda; Insecta; Hymenoptera; Braconidae
Exons: 3
Coding region: 115-2934 (939 amino acids)
Molecular function (GO): serine-type endopeptidase activity
Source: RefSeq, a predicted model, not a curated record
AGUAUUAUUUUUUCCAUCACCAACGCUUGACCAUUAUUUUGAAAAUUAAAAAAAUAAGUUUAAAUGUAAAAUUAAAUUAAAAAAAAAAACAAUAAUAAUCAUUAUAAUUAUAAAAUGUUGGCUAAAAAUUUUAUUCUCAGUCGUAUUGUGUUAUUAACAUUGAUAAAAUGUAUUUUUUGUUUUGAAAAUUUAAAUAUUUCAAGACUUGAAAAUUUGGAUAAUUGUGGUGGUGAAUACUCUGGAUAUCAAUACAGUAUAUUAAGCCCUAAUUAUCCAAAUAAUUAUACAAGUAAUCGUGAUUGUCUCUAUGUUCUUCAUGGUAGUCCUCUAGCAAAAUGUAAUCAAGUAUUUAAUUUACAUUUUUUUGAAUUUCAAUUGAAACAAUCAGUUGAUUGUAAAGAUGAUUAUUUACAAAUUGAAGAUAGGUAUUAUUUUUGUGGCAAUGUCGUUGGUGUUAAAAGAUUUUUAGGAAAAAAUAAUACUUUGAUUAUUAGAUUUCAUAGUGGUAAUGAAUCAGGUAAAGCUUUUAAAAUUUUAGUAACAACAUUGACUUGUCCAUCUGUACCAUCAGUUGUUCCACUUGUAAAUGAAUCAUCAAUCAAUGCUAGAGAUGAAGAAAUAAUUAAUAAAAAUCAAAAAAAUGAAAAUUUUAGUGAAGAAAAUUUAACAGAAUAUCCAAUGUAUCCAGUUUAUCGUCCUCAAAAUUCUUUUACAAAUGAAGACAAAAUUCAAUUAUCUCAUGAACAAUUGCCUCAAAAAAUUGAAUCAUUCAAUCCUCCUAAUAAUGAUUUUGAAAUAUUAAAAAAUAAUAAUAAUGACAAUGGUGUUACAAAAAAUUUAACAAAACCACCUAAAAUAUCAGCAUAUUUUUUCGUUCCUCCAGAUUCUUUGGAAGAUAAAUCAACAAAUUCUAAUAACAAUAUAGUUUUUAAUAAUAAAAAUUUUACACCAAAAUUAUCAACAGAAUUUCUUUUGCCAACAAAAGAUACACAAGUAUUUAAUUCAAUUAAAAAAAAUCAAUUAUCAUCAGUUGAUAAUUAUCAAAUAUCAAGUGGAAAAAAUGAAAAAUUAAUAAUACCAUCAAAUAAUUACGGUGUACCAAAUGUUGGAACAAGUGAAGUAUUUGUAAAUACAAGAGGAAUUCCAGAUUGUGAUGUUAAAGCAAAUAUUGAUACAUUCAUACCAGUAACAAAAAAUGUUCAUGAUACUUCAAAUGUUUUAAAUAAAUAUUUAUCAAGUAUUUUUCCAGCAGAAGUUUAUGGUGUACCAGGUGUACAAUUACCAUCUUCAACUCAAGACUUGGUAAUAAAUUCAAAUAAUAUACCAUCACCGAAUUAUGGGCCAUCAUUGUCUUAUCCAAGUGGUAGAUGUCCAGGUCCAAUUAAUCAAAUACCAUCUGCUAUUAUCCCCUCAUCAAUAACACCAAGAAUAAAUCAAUUUGGUCAGUGUUGUCGAAGUGUCUAUUCAUCACAACAAUUUACUCUGGCAUCACCAGGUUUUCCUUCAUUGUUACACUCGGCUAAUAGUUAUCAGUGUGCUUAUACAAUUGUUCCAUAUUCAUCAUAUGUUUGUCGACUAAGAUUACAUUUUAAAUUUUUUAAUUUUGGAGUUGAUGAUCAAUUCUGUCGAUAUGGACAUAUUGAAAUUGAUGGAAGAAACUAUUGUGGUUGCAAGAGUGGCUUGACUAUUGUAUCAAAUGUUGCAAAUUGGCAAACUAAAACAAUAUCAGUCAGAUACUUUGGAUAUCCACGUACAAAACUUAGUGGUUUUUUGAUUGAAAUUAUUCAAGAGACAUGCUCAUACAAUGGCUAUCCUUAUUUAUCAAGAAGUAAAAAACAUAUAAUCAAUGAGGAAAUAAAUUAUAGUGAAAAUAAUUCAUCGAGUUUAUUGAUCAGGGAUAAACGUGAAUUUGGAUAUGAAUAUCCAAAGCCAAAUAUUCCAUUUGAAAAUGUUGGUGAACAAUUAUUUGGAGGUAUUGGACAUAUUGGAUUUACGUCAUCAUCAAAAUGUCAAUCACUUAGCUGGGUUGAUUGGGGUUUAGCUGCGAAAGAGGUUUAUCUGAGAAAUGCAAGAUGUUUUAAGGAGGGAGAAAAUGGUGGAUUGCCAUCUGGAAAUAAUUAUCCUGGAUUACCGGGAAAUGGAAAUGGUUCACCAACGUAUCCUGGUACAGGAAUUAUUCCUGGAAAUAAUAAUCCAAAUUAUCCGGGUUCAGGAGUGUAUCCUAGUUAUCCAAGCUCGGGUAAUUAUCCUGGAAAUAAUUUACCUGGUUAUCCAAGUUCUGGUUAUUAUCCGGUAAAUAAUUAUCCUGGUUCUGGAAAUAAUUAUCCUGGCUCCGGAAAUAACUAUCCUGGUUCAGGAAAUAUUUACCCUGGUUCUGGAAAUAUUUACCCUGGUUCUGGAAAUAAUUAUCCUGGCUCCGGAAAUAAUUAUCCUGGUUCUGGAUAUUUCCCUGAUUAUCCAAAUACAGGAAUUUAUCCGGGGAAUAAUUUUCCUAGCUAUCCAGGUUCAUCCGGAGGAUUUGUACCAGGAAAUCCAAAUUUCCCUAUCAAUGGAAAUGGUUUUCUUCCUUCUGGUGGCUGCACAACUAUCGCUGUACCAGAAGGACUUCUUUCGUCUCCACAAUUUCCUAAUUUUUAUCCAAAUAAUGCCAACUUAUGCUACCGAUUUUCUCGAUCACCUGAUACCUGUAAACUUCAAUUGUCAAUACUUGAUUUUGAUGUUGAAUCGAGUCCUGGCUGUUACAAAGAUUAUUUGAUGAUUGGAAAUCAAAACACAAGAUAUUGCGGAAGAACACUCGCAGGAAGUAAAACUCUUUUGGAUUUUCCGAGAAAUAAUUAUAUUGACAUAAGAUUUAUUUCUGAUUCUUAUGGGGCUGGAAGAGGCUUCAAUAUUGGCUUUAUUCAAGUAUCAUGUCCACUCGUUGUCAAUCGCUAACAAAUAAUAAAAAAUUAUUUUUGAAACAAGUACUUCAUAAGUAUUAAAAAUGUAUUAAUAAAUAUAAUAAUCAUAUCAAGUAAAAAAACCAUUAGAUGUUUUUUAAAUUAAUCUUAUGAGGAUGAAUGUAACACAUCUGAAGAAAUAAUAAAGAUUAAUGUUUGUUUUGUUGUAUCAUUAAUAAUUAUAUACAAAAAUUAAAUAUUUUGUAUAUUUCAAAACGAUUUAAUAAUAAUUAUAAAUAAAUUAGAUUUUAUUUAUUAAUGAAAUAUUGAUUAAAAUUCAAACUUGAAAUAUUCUUAGACUUGAAUGAAUAUAAUAUAUUUUACUUUUUUAUAUUUUAUCAUUUAGUAUUUUUUAUUAAUUUUCAACUGUUUUUUUUCAGAUUAAUUAUUUAUAUUAACUGAUGAAAAAAAUAAAUUAAUUUCAUAACAAUAUUCAAGGACAAGAUUUAAAUUUCCAGACAUAUGUUUUUAUAUAAGAUAUUCGAAUGAUGUAAAAUAACAAUUAUUACUUUUCGAUAACAAAAAAAAAUUACAAAAUAAAAACUGUUUGUUUUUUAAUGUUGAUAAUAUA